AUUGCGUCUCACAGCCUUCCUUGGUUGUGAACCUUCAGGAAGGUGUCCAACUGAUGAUCCAAAUCGAGUGUUUGACAUGUGAAGACUUGGAGAGUGGUGCGAUAUCGCACUUCUUUUUGGAUCUUCACUUUGAUGGCUUUGGUCCUGUUGAUGUUGAUCUGAAGGGGAGGCGCAGUCAAGUUCCAAACACCUUUGCAUCACCAUGUACUCCCAGAACUUGACAACCGAGAAACAUCAUCAGCUGGACAAUGAAACUGGAAGCCUUCUGAGUGCACACGGGCACCCAGACUCCAGCAGAGAGUCAGAUGAAAGCCUUGACAUCCAUAUCCCAAUUUGCAGACAAUCACGGUGGAGGGAGCAUGUUAUCCGCGUAGUUAUUACCAUCUUCUCCAUUACAGUCGCUAUUGCCGCUGGGUUUUACCUCACAACAAGCUCCAACUCCAGUGAGCCAACGUUGAAAGACUUUGGCAUCAACCCAAAGACGCCCUUACCACGAGAGAUCUUCACCGAAAGACGAGAUGAGUUCAUCGGGCCGUCAAAGGAAGCUGAAAGGAAUUGGGACCGGAUAACGAUGGGCUCCGACACCAUCUACCUCCAAGACCCUUCAAAAUACGGCCUCCACGACCCAGGCAUCCGCGCCCCCUUCUUUAUGUUCAACACCCCUCCGCCCUCCGCCGCCUCUCUCCCGAACCUCAACAACUUCUACGUCCUCAACACCAUGCACCAACUUCACUGCGUCAACGUCGCCCGGCAGCGGUACAACCAGCUGGUCUACAAGGGGAUCAACGCCCUGUCUGGCUCGUUCGUGGACAACGACUGGCUGGAACACUUGGAGCAUUGCUUCGAGUAUUUGAGGCUGAGCAUCGUGUGUGCAGAUUACAUGACGCUGGAGAGCGAUUCCCCACCGGGAAGCCCGGAGGAGUAUACCAAGGGGAACUUAGGGUGGGGGGUGGUGCAUAGUUGUAUUAAUUGGGAGAGGUUGAUGGAGUAUCAGAGGGAGAUGGUGGCGGUGUAUAAUGGGACUUGGGAGGGGAGGUAA
This is a messenger RNA of Neurospora tetraspora, 1039 nucleotides long. RefSeq lists its product as uncharacterized. Bases 203 to 1039 code for a protein of 278 amino acids. Gene Ontology annotation, biological process: mycotoxin biosynthetic process. NCBI's taxonomy places the organism in Eukaryota, Fungi, Ascomycota, Sordariomycetes, Sordariales, Sordariaceae. The transcript is spliced from 4 exons. The record is from RefSeq and is a predicted model, not a curated record.